Rhineura floridana is the source of this 1220-nucleotide messenger RNA. RefSeq lists its product as uncharacterized. The transcript has 2 exons. Lineage: Eukaryota; Metazoa; Chordata; Lepidosauria; Squamata; Rhineuridae. The coding region runs from base 3 to 1220 and encodes 405 amino acids. The record is from RefSeq and is a predicted model, not a curated record.
UCAUGGCCAAAGAACCAGUGGAAGCUGCAGGCAUCAGUGACGAUGAUGGUGAUAACCAGGAGGAGGAGGAGGCUGAGGUGGAGUUUGUGCCUAUCUGUGAGAUCCUGGACACAGGACCUGAGGCAGAGGAAGAAGCUGCAGACUCAGGAGAGGAUUUUGUUUUACCAUCACACCAGAGAUGUGCUAGCCACACCCUCAACCUUGUGGCAACACAAGACAUAGAGGCCAUGCUUUCUGACUCCUCCAAAAGUAGUCUUCUUGGUCCUUUCAAGAAACAGUUUCGUUCCUUGAUGGGAAAGUGCAGCAAGUUGUGGUCCAAGCAGAACCAGUCAGCACAGAUUGCUGAGUAUAUCCAUGCGCAAUGUGGUGUGUAUCUGAAGGUACCGAAUAAGACCAGGUGGAAUCCCACCUUUGAUGCGUUGAAGCAACUACAUGAGCUCCUGUCAACUGUGCCACUAAAAAUGCAUGCCAUAAUGGACCGCUGCUCCUUGUCCAGGAUCACAGCUGCUGAGAUUGAAGUGGUACAGGAAUACACAGAGAUUAUGGAGCCACUAGCCCAGUCCCUAGAUAUCCUGCAACGGGAGAACGGCAUGUUCAUGGGGUAUUUGCUACCAACGCUCUGUAAUCUGGACCGCAAGUCAGAAGGACUGGAAAACAAACCUGAGAGGUACACAUACUGUUUUCAGCUGCUGAGAGGUGUGCGCGAAGCCCUAAGAAAGCGGUUUGCAGCUAUCUGGGAGGACAAGAGGCUUCUUCUGGCAGCCUGCCUACACCCUCGCUUCAAACUCGAUUGGCUGGAAUCGUGUCAGGCAGCCACCCAUACCAACAAAUACACAAUGGAAGCCUUGUUGAAAGCUGAAAUAAAGAUGGGUGUACUUAAUGAGGACAGUGAUCAGUCUUCAGAUAAAGACCAGGAAGGAGAUGACUUAGAAGAUGACUUCUUUAACUUUCUGCCCCAGGGCAAGAAGUCAGCAGUGGACACUGCUGAGGAGGAACUGGUGAGGUACCUGAGGUCUCCCAGCAGGGAAGUGUCAUCACUCCAUGGCUUUCCACGUGUGCUGCGGUGUUUUUUGCAGCACAACACAGGCAUGCCUUCAGGCGCCGCAGUAGAACGCCUGUUCGGUACUGGUGGCAAUGUAAUGACUGUAAAAAGACAUUCCUUGUCUGACAUGCUCUUUGAGCAUCUUGUUCUUUUGAGACAUAACAGAAACAUAUUAUAA